AUUGACGGCCAUCCACCCGCUCAUGCCCUCAUGAAUUCAAGGUCUAGGGCGGAACAAGUACAACAACGACGUGUGGGAUCAUUUUGUGGGUGCCAAUUCUAGAGAUCAACUCCAAGCCAGAGCCAACAUGGAACAUCUUCAAGUCAGUGUGAAGUGGGGUUUCAAUUGACAAAAUUCGAACAGGCUUGACAUUGGAAGCGACUCCCGUGACGCUUCGCCAUGGGUCGAAUUACAUUACCUCGACGAAAUCCCAACCGGACUCGACCGAAUCUGAGCCACUCAAGGCUGGUUUUAGCAUGUAGUUUUCUUCCAUUAGUAGCUGGAUUAGCCUUUACCCUAAUUGCCAGCUGUGUGUCAGCCUCAUUCUUGAGUGACGACAGGAUCCACAGUCUGAGUAGUAUCAAUGGAACCUUUCCCAAUUGGCCAGUCAAGCGUGUGGCCGAAAUUCCCGGCGACCUCGUCAUUGGCGGCCUUCAUAUGGUCCACGAGCGUCAAGACAAGCUCAUAUGUGGCCCAGUCAUGCCUCAAGGAGGGCUCCAAGCUGCUGAGGUCAUGCUUUACACCGUGGAUAAAGUCAACGAGCUUCAAGUGAUGCCAUUCAAUGUCACUCUUGGCGCUCAUAUUCUCGACGAUUGUGAUAGAGACACGUACGGUCUCCAGCAAGCCGUGGAUUUCAUCAAAGGGUCCAUUACAAAUAUUGACGACGAGCAAUACAAAUGCAAAGAUGGUUCGCUCCCAGAAGUUCGCCAACAAGUGAUCUCAGGUGUUGUGGCAGCAGCCUCGAGUGUCACAUCCAUUCAGGUGGCAAACUUAUUGCGAUUGUUCAAAAUUCCACAGAUUUCAUUCUUUUCCACCAGUCCUGAGCUCUCGAACAAGCAACGCUUUGAGUAUUUCUCGAGGACGAUCCCAAGUGACCACUACCAGACCUUGGCCAUGGCAAAAAUUGUGUCCCAUCUGCACUGGACCUACAUAUCAAUCAUUUACGAAGAAUCCAACUAUGGUAUCAAGGCCUUUGAGGAGCUGGAGCGUCUACUCAGAGAGAGAAAUAUCUGUGUAGCAGUCAAAGCGAAGUUGACCAAGGAUUCUGGAGUGGCCGGAGCCGGGGCUUAUGACCAUAUUGUGGACAAGUUAAGAGCUAAACCCAAAGCUAGAGGAGUGAUUGUGUUUGGCUCCGACCAAGAAGUAGCUGAACUGAUGAAGGCCGUGAAACGCAAAAACUCCACUGGUCUUUUCUCAUGGAUAGGAUCCGACGGAUGGAGUGCCAGGACCCUCGUCUCUGAAGGACAAGAAGCAGAAGUGGAAGGCACAUUGUCCAUCCAGCCCCAAGCAAAUCCUGUGGCUGGAUUCAAAGAAUACUUUCUCUCUCUGACGGUUGAGAACAACAAAAGAAAUCCCUGGUUCGUGGAGUUCUGGGAAGAUCAUUUCCAUUGUCGGCAUCCGGAGGGUCUACCCACUCCCUACAACACGAAUUACACGAGAGCAUGCACGGGUCGAGAAAGGCUUACCGAUGAGAAUACUCAGUUUGAGGCCCAAUUGCAAUUCGUCAGUGACGCGGUAAUGGCCUUCGCUCAUGCUUUUAGGGAUAUGCACCAGGUGGAAUGUGGUCUCAAUCAUCCCGGAUUAUGUAGCCAAAUGAAUCCGAUCAACGGUGAAAAACUCUUGAAAUACCUGAGACAGGUUCGGUUCACUGGUCUGAGUGGCGACAAAUUCAAAUUCAACGAUCGUGGCGAUGGACCUGCUCGCUACAACAUUAUUCAUUACAAGCAAGUCUUGCCGGGUCAUUUCGAAUGGGUCAAUGUCGGGUUCUUCCAUGACGACGAGUUCCAACUGAAUAUGACAGAUGUCCAAUUUCAAAUCGGCCACCCAAAACCACCAGAAUCCGAGUGUAGUAAGCCAUGUGCACGUGGUCUAAUGAAGAAGUAUGUGGAAGGUGAAAGUUGUUGCUGGUCUUGCCACAGUUGCGGUCAGUAUGAGCAACUCGAUCCUCUGGACGAAACCAGAUGUCGUGUGUGUCCUUUGGGUACCCUGCCCAGUCCGGAUCACCUUCUCUGUGCACCACUCCCCGAGGAACACAUUGCGCCCGAUUCGAGUUUUGCCAUUGUGGCCAUCUCGUUCGCGCUCACGGGCAUGCUGUUCACAUUAGCCGUUCUCGUGGUGUUUCUAAAGAACAUAGACACACCGGUGGUUCGAGCCUCGGGACGGGAGUUGUCUUUUGUGAUCUUGGGUGGAACCCUUAUGUGUUACAUGGUGACCUUCUUACUCAUCAUCCGACCCACCCUCCUAGUUUGUUCCAUUCAGCAGUUCAGCAUUGGAUUGAGCUUCUCGAUAGUGUAUGGUGCUCUGCUGACCAAGACCAACAGAAUUGCAAGGAUUUUCAACGCUUCCAAUCGAACGGCCAAACGACCGAGCUUUAUCUCCCCAAAGUCCCAGCUGACUUUUACCUUCGGGCUGACUUGCGUUCAAGUGCUGAUCAAUGUUCUGUGGUUUUUGGCUGAUCCUCCUCAAGCCAUUUAUCAUCAUCCAACCCGAGAGGAUAACCUCAUUGUUUGCAAAGCCUCAACGGAUGCUUCUUAUAUGAUCGCAUUUUCCUAUCCAAUUUUUCUGGUCAUCAUUUGCACCAUCUACGCUGUUCUGACGCGAAAGAUCCCGGAGGCAUUCAACGAGUCAAAAUUCAUUGGUUUCUCCAUGUAUACCACAUGUGUCAUCUGGCUGGCUUUCAUUCCCAUCUACUUCAGCACGGGCAGUCAAGUGGAACUUAGGAUCACCUCGAUGUCUGGAACCAUUAGUUUAUCCGCCACGGUCACCACAAUUUGCCUCUUCAUACCCAAGCUGUACAUCAUAAUCCUUCAUCCAGAAAAGAAUGUGCGACAGAGCAUGAUGAAGACUACCAAAUACCAAUCGGUGAGGACCAGUCAGAACAGCCAUCGCCCUCCGGGAGCUGCAAAUCAAGGCAACUCCCUGGACGUCCAAUGGGUGCCUCAAACCACGUCUAAGAUUGGCAAGAACCUUCUGUUCUCAACCAUGAAUAAUAACCAGGGAGCAACCACCAACGGACAAGUCGUGGUCACAACAGAAAAUGGAAGUGAACUACAAGGUGGUGGGUCCGUUGACAGUCUCGCCAUGGCUAAUGUGAAGCCCUUUCCUCCACAACUGGCUUCAAUGGCUUCCAUUCCAAUUGCCAUAGCUUCCUCGUCCAUGGGACCGAGCCAACUUCCUGCCUUUACUCAAACCACGCCCACCGCCGAUGAGCCGGUCUCCGCCCCUAAAUCGGUCAUUUCUGCUUCCACUCAGACUGUGAACAAUGUGGUCAUGCCUCUUCCCACUUUAUCAUUGACGCAAGAGGUCCCAGAUGUCUUGAUAUGACUUGUUGCACCAAAGAAAAGCAACAUUGGUCUUUACCAAACGACAGUGUGAUAUUUAUAUACCAUUAUUAUUAUCUUCAAUAUGAAAAUAUGCCAAAACCCAUCAAAAUAGAAACAAUAAAUGAG
Tigriopus californicus is the source of this 3488-nucleotide messenger RNA. Its product is annotated as metabotropic glutamate receptor 6-like. Gene Ontology annotation, molecular function: adenylate cyclase inhibiting G protein-coupled glutamate receptor activity. Gene Ontology annotation, biological process: G protein-coupled receptor signaling pathway. The transcript is spliced from 15 exons. Lineage: Eukaryota; Metazoa; Arthropoda; Copepoda; Harpacticoida; Harpacticidae. The record is from RefSeq and is a predicted model, not a curated record. The coding region runs from base 220 to 3363 and encodes 1047 amino acids. Gene Ontology annotation, cellular component: membrane.